AUGAAAGUUUUCAUUAUUUUGGGAUUUUCAGCAGCUAUAGCCUUCACAGCUGUUUUCUUUUCUUUCCCUAAAAUAGGGAAAGAUACCAUCUUUGAACAAAUUGAAGAUAACUGCAUCACUAAGGCUAUCCAGAAGGUUUCUAGUCUGGUGGAUUAUGCUGCACAUUAUGAAAUUAAGAGAAAGAUCCAAGGAAGUGGAAUAGCAACCCCUACCUUACUGCUGACUUUCUCAAAAUUUCCUGAACAAGAGAGCCAAGAGAUUUCCCAAGCAGCUGAACGAAUGGAAAUGUCAAUUCGGGUGCUGAAACAAAAAGUUUGCCAGAAGCACAAGCGUUCAUUGCAUCCAACUGAUCAUUUAUCAUCUGAUCUGCUCACUAUGAUUGCUAAUAUUUCUGGAUGCCUGCCUUAUAUGUUGCCACCAAAAUGUCCAAAUAAUUGCUUAGCUAAUGAAUAUCGACUCAUCACUGGUGCCUGCAAUAACAGGGAACAUCCUAGAUGGGGGGCAUCCAACACAGCUCUGGCUAGGUGGCUUCCAGCAGCCUAUGAGGAUGGCCUCAGCCAGCCUCGAGGAUGGGAUCCCAGUGUCCGAUACAACGGAUUCCAGCUCCCCUCGGUUCGUGAAGUGACAAGAAAAAUUAUUCAUGCACCUAAUGAGGCUGUUACUGAAGACAGCCUGUAUUCUGAUAUCAUUAUGGUAUGGGGACAGUACAUAGACCAUGACAUUGCAUUCACACCCCAGAGCACAAGUAGAACUACCUUCCUAAGCGGGAUGGAGUGCCAGAUGACUUGUGAAAAACAAAAUCCAUGUUUUCCAAUAAAGGUAACCACCAAUGAUACAUUAUCUGCAGGGAAGGAUUGCCUGCCCUUCUAUCGCUCAUCUCCCGCAUGCGGCACCGGUGAUCAUGCUAUUCUCUUUGGAAAUAUAUCCAUGCUAAAUACAAGACAACAGAUCAAUGGCUUAACUUCUUUCCUUGAUGCCUCUACAGUCUAUGGCAGUACCCCUGCUGUUGAAAACAAACUGAGGAAUUUAACAAGCAAAGAAGGCCUUCUUAGAGUAAACCUAAAGUACCAUGAUAACCAUCGGGAGUACCUGCCUUUUACGGACCAGAUCCCAUCCCCUUGUGCACAGGACUCAAGUGCAAGUGCAGGUGAGAGGGUGGAAUGUUUCCUGGCUGGGGACAGCCGCUCCAGCGAGGUCACCUCCCUGGCUGCCAUGCACACACUGUGGCUGAGGGAGCACAACCGCCUGGCCCGAGCCCUCAAACGCAUCAACGGCCACUGGAGCGCCGAGACCGUCUACCAGGAGACACGCAAAAUUGUUGGUGCUCUGCAUCAGAUUAUUACUUUAAGAGAUUACAUUCCCAAAAUCAUUGGUCCAGAUGCUUUCAAUCAGUACAUUGGCCUUUAUACAGGUUAUGAUCCCACAAUCAAUCCUACAGUUUCUAAUGUAUUUGCAACAGCUGCUUUUCGUUUUGGUCAUGCAACAAUCCAACCAAUAGUAAGGCGAUUGAAUGCACAGUAUUUAGAUGAUCCUGAACUCCCAAAUCUUCACUUGCACCAAGUUUUCUUUAGUCCCUGGAGACUCAUUAAAGAAGGAGGCUUGGAUCCUUUAAUAAGGGGUCUUCUAGCACAUCCAGCAAAACUGCAGGUACAAGAUCAACUGCUGAAUGAGGAGUUAACAGAAAAACUGUUUGUGCUAUCCAAUAAUGGUUCACUUGAUUUAUCGUCAUUGAAUUUACAACGUGGCCGUGAUCAUGGACUCCCAGGUUAUAAUGAAUGGCGAGAAUUCUGUGGUUUACCAAAACUGGAAACUCACACUGACCUGAAUACAGUAACAACCAAUCCCAAUGUCACUGAAAAAAUCAUGGAAUUGUACCAUAAUCCUAACAAUAUUGAUGUUUGGCUUGGCGGUCUCAUGGAAGACUUUCUUCCAGGCGCUAGAACUGGUCCCCUGUUCGCAUGUAUAAUUGGAAAGCAAAUGAAAGCACUAAGGGAUGGUGACCGAUUUUGGUGGGAAAAUGAUGUUUUCACAGAAGCUCAAAAGCAGGAACUCAUAAAACAUUCACUGUCCCGCGUGAUUUGUGACAACACAGGAAUUUCUGAAGUUCCAGCAGAUGCCUUUCAACUUGGAAAGUUUCCACAAGAUUUUAAGCAUUGUAACAAUAUACCUGGGAUGAAUUUAGAAGCUUGGCAAGAAUUUUAUCAGGAAGAUGAGCUAUGUGGAACACCAAAGAGUGUGGAAAAUGGUGAUUUUGUAUACUGCUCAGAAUCUGGAAAAUCUACAGUGACUUAUACAUGUCACUAUGGAUUUGAGUUACAAGGAGAAGAACAAUUAACCUGCACAAGCAAAGGAUGGAACUUUGAGGCUCCAAUUUGUAUAGACAUUGAUGAAUGUGAAAAUGAAAUUAAUCCACCAUGCCAGCCUUCUGCUACAUGUGUUAAUACUAAGGGCAGCUACAAAUGUCUCCACACUGAUCCCUACAAGCUGGCAGAAGAUGGAAGAACAUGCACUGGUAAUGGCUGUGAACCUACUGACCAUUAA
Messenger RNA from Serinus canaria (Common canary), 2541 nucleotides. RefSeq names its product thyroid peroxidase (gene TPO). Lineage: Eukaryota; Metazoa; Chordata; Aves; Passeriformes; Fringillidae. The coding region runs from base 1 to 2541 and encodes 846 amino acids. Gene Ontology annotation, cellular component: membrane. The record is from RefSeq and is a predicted model, not a curated record. Gene Ontology annotation, biological process: response to oxidative stress; thyroid hormone generation. The transcript has 13 exons. Gene Ontology annotation, molecular function: calcium ion binding; heme binding; iodide peroxidase activity.